CUGUCACCUAGGUAACGCGAGUUAACCUUCGUUAACUGUCGUAAAGUCACGCAAAUCUCACACAGCUAAAAAGGAGCGUGGAAAUCUGCUGCAGCAACAGCUAAUACAUAAACAAUAUUUACUGAUUUUCCUGUCUGCUUGCCUGACUUGGUAAACUACGUUCGGACAAGCUGUGACAUACUUGAAGACCGCGGCACCGGAGACCAGAGAGGAUGUUUAAAAAAUUUGAUGAGAAGGAAAAUGUGUCAAACUGCAUCCAGCUGAAAACAUCGGUGAUCAAAGGCAUCAGAAAUCAGCUGCUGGAACAGUUCCCCGACAUCGAGCCAUGGCUCAAUCAAAUAAUGCCAAAAAAGGACCCAGUUAAAAUAGUGAGAUGCCAUGAACACAUUGAAAUCCUGACAGUGAACGGAGAACUGCUUUUCUUCAGACAGAGGGAAGGACCUUUCUAUCCAACCCUCAGGCUGCUCCAUAAAUAUCCUUUUAUUCUUCCACACCAGCAAGUGGACAAAGGGGCCAUAAAGUUUGUGUUGAGUGGAGCGAAUAUCAUGUGUCCCGGACUCACCUCACCUGGUGCCAAACUCUACCCUGCCGCUGCCGACACAGUAGUUGCGAUCAUGGCAGAGGGGAAGCAACAUGCGCUCUGUGUUGGUGUAAUGAAGAUGUCGGCUGAAAACAUAGAAAAAGUCAACAAGGGAAUCGGAAUCGAGAACGUUCACUAUCUGAACGACGGUUUGUGGCACAUGAAGACGUACAAAUGAUGACGCCACCCAAACCGAGCGACAGCAACUAAACUGUUUCCACCUUCACACUUCGCUUUGUAACCUGCUGGAGGCUGCAAAUCCGCCAUCAUGAUGCACAAAUAAAUAAAAGAUCCUGGUUCAAACCAGU
Messenger RNA from Xiphophorus couchianus (Monterrey platyfish), 888 nucleotides. It is a transcript of the gene mcts1, whose product is annotated as MCTS1 re-initiation and release factor. Gene Ontology annotation, molecular function: RNA binding. Bases 213 to 758 code for a protein of 181 amino acids. The transcript is spliced from 6 exons. Gene Ontology annotation, biological process: formation of translation preinitiation complex. The record is from RefSeq and is a predicted model, not a curated record. Lineage: Eukaryota; Metazoa; Chordata; Actinopteri; Cyprinodontiformes; Poeciliidae.